CUCGCACCCACCCACUUCCUCGCACCCACCCACUUCCUCGCACCCACCCACUUCCUCGCACCCACCCACUUCCUCGCACCCACCCACUUCCUCGCUCCCACCCACUUCCUCGCACCCACCCACUUCCUCGCACCCGCCCACUUCCUCGCACCCACCCACUUCCUCGCACCCACCCACUUCCUCGCACCCACACGCUUCCUCGCACCCACCCGCUUCCUCGCACCCACCCACUUCCUCGCUCCCACCCACUUCCUCGCACCCACCCACUUCCUCGCACCCACCCACUUCCUCGCACCCACCCACUUCCUCGCACCCACCCACUUCCUCGCACCCACCCACUUCCUCGCACCCACCCACUUCCUCGCACCCACCCACUUCCUCGCACCCACCCACUUCCUCGCACCCGCCCACUUCCUCGCACCCACCCACUUCCUCGCACCCACCCACUUCCUCGCACCCACCCACUUCCUCGCACCCACCCACUUCCUUCGCUCCCACCCACUUCCUCGCACCCACCCACUUCCUCGCACCCACCCACUUCCUCGCACCCACCCACUUCCUCGCACCCACCCCCUUCCUCGCACCCACCCGCUUCCUCGCACCCACCCGCUUCCUCGCACCCACCCACUUCCUCGCUCCCACCCACUUCCUCGCACCUACCCACUUCCUCGCACCCACCAACUUCCUCGCACCCACCCACUUCCUCGCACCCACCCACUUCCUCGCACCCACCCACUUCCUCGCACCCACCCACUUCCUCGCACCCACCCACUUCCUCGCACGCACCCACUUCCUCGCACCCACCCACUUCCUCGCACCCACCCACUUCCUGGCACCCACCCACUUCCUCGCACCCACCCACUUCCUCGCACCCACCCCCUUCCUCGCACCCACCCGCUUCCUCGCACCCACCCGCUUCCUCGCACCCACCCACUUCCUCGCUCCCACCCACUUCCUCGCACCCACCCACUUCCUCGCACCCACCAACUUCCUCGCACCCACCCACUUCCUCGCACCCACCAACUUCCUCGCACCCACCCACUUCCUCGCACCCACCCACUUCCUCGCACCCACCCACUUCCUCGCACCCACCCACUUCCUCGCACCCACACGCUUCCUCGCACCCACCCGCUUCCUCGCACCCACCCACUUCCUCGCUCCCACCCACUUCCUCGCACCCACCCACUUCCUCGCACCCGCCCACUUCCUCGCACCCACCCACUUCCUCGCACCCACCCACUUCCUCGCACCCACACGCUUCCUCGCACCCACCCGCUUCCUCGCACCCACCCACUUCCUCGCUUCACCCACUUCCUCGCACCCACCCACUUCCUCGCACCCACCCACUUCCUUGCACCCACCCACUUCCUCGCACCCACCCACUUCCUCGCACCCACCCACUUCCUCGCACCCACCCACUUCCUCGCACCCACCCACUUCCUCGCACCCACCCACUUCCUCGCACCCACCCACUUCCUCGCACCCACCCACUUCCUCGCUCCCACCCACUUCCUCGCACCCACCCACUUCCUCGCACCCACCCACUUCCUCGCACCCACCCACUUCCUCGCACCCACCCACUUCCUCGCACCCACCCACUUCCUCGCACCCACCCACUUCCUCGCACCCACCCACUUCCUCGCACCCACCCACUUCCUCGCACCCACCCACUUCCUCGCACCCACCCACUUCCUCGCUCCCACCCACUUCCUCGCACCCCACCCACUUCCUCGCACCCGCCCACUUCCUCGCACCCACCCACUUCCUCGCACCCACCCACUUCCUCGCACCCACACGCUUCCUCGCACCCACCCGCUUCCUCGCACCCACCCACUUCCUCGCUCCCACCCACUUCCUCGCACCCACCCACUUCCUCGCACCCACCCACUUCCUCGCACCCACCCACUUCCUCGCACCCGCCCACUUCCUCGCACCCACCCACUUCCUCGCACCCACCCACUUCCUCGCACCCACCCACUUCCUCGCACCCACCCACUUCCUUCGCUCCCACCCACUUCCUCGCACCCACCCACUUCCUCGCACCCACCCACUUCCUCGCACCCACCCACUUCCUCGCACCCACCCCCUUCCUCGCACCCACCCGCUUCCUCGCACCCACCCACUUCCUCGCUCCCACCCACUUCCUCGCACCCACCCACUUCCUCGCACCCGCCCACUUCCUCGCACCCACCCACUUCCUCGCACCCACCCACUUCCUCGCACCCACACGCUUCCUCGCACCCACCCGCUUCCUCGCACCCACCCACUUCCUCGCUUCACCCACUUCCUCGCACCCACCCACUUCCUCGCACCCACCCACUUCCUUGCACCCACCCACUUCCUCGCACCCACCCACUUCCUCGCACCCACCCACUUCCUCGCACCCACCCACUUCCUUGCACCCACCCACUUCCUCGCACCCACCCACUUCCUCGCACCCACCCACUUCCUGGCACCCACCCACUUCCUCGCACCCACCCACUUCCUCGCACCCACCCACUUCCUCGCACCCACCCACUUCCUCGCACCCACCCACUUCCUCGCACCCACCCACUUCCUCGCACCCACCCACUUCCUCGCACCCACCCACUUCCUGGCACCCACCCACUUCCUCGCACCCACCCACUUCCUUGCACCCACCCACUUCCUCGCACCCACCCACUUCCUCGCACCCACCCACUUCCUGGCACCCACCCACUUCCUCGCACCCACCCACUUCCUCGCACCCACCCACUUCCUCGCACCCACCCACUUCCUCGCACCCACCCACUUCCUCGCACCCACCCACUUCCUUGCACCCACCCACUUCCUCGCACCCACCCACUUCCUCGCACCCACCCACUUCCUGGCACCCACCCACUUCCUCGCACCCACCCACUUCCUCGCACCCACCCACUUCCUCGCACCCACCCACUUCCUCGCACCCACCCACUUCCUCGCACCCACCCACUUCCUCGCACCCACCCACUUCCUCGCACCCACCCACUUCCUCGCACCCACCCACUUCCUCGCACCCACCCACUUCCUCGCACCCACCCACUUCCUCGCACCCACCCACUUCCUGGCACCCACCCACUUCCUCGCACCCACCCACUUCCUCGCACCCACCCACUUCCUCGCACCCACCCACUUCCUCGCACCCACCGACUUCUCUGGUGCCAGGCGUUCAGUGGCGUGCCGGUGGGGUGGCAGGGCACGUGUGACACGACAGCUGACUUCGCGUGCAGCAGCAAGAUCAUCGGCGCGCGCAAGCUGUACGCAGCAUACGCGCAGAGCGCGGGCACCCCGGACUUCAGUGUGGAGUACGACUCGCCCAGAGACAUGGACGGCCGCGGCACGUGGAGCGCGGGGUGAGCGUGAAAGCACGGGGAGGGGGGGAGUAGCGGCGGGCAUCAGUGUGACGUGGCCCUCGGGUGCGGUGACGAGUGGCAUGGCGCCGGCGGCGCGCAUAGCGGUGUACAAAGCAGUGUGGUCGGGGUAUGGGUACGAGGCGGACGUGCUGGCCGCCGUGGACCUUGCAGUGGCGGACGGUGUGGACGUGCUGUGCCUCACCACGGGCGCGUUUGGCGCCACGGAGGCCACCUUCUUCACCGACACGCCCUUCCUCCACGCCAACGCCGCGGGCGUGGUGGUGGUGAUGGCGGCGGGCGACUGGGGCGCGCCCAACUUCUGGCGCACGCUGGGGCUGCAGAUCCGCGUCAUCGAUAACUUUUCGCCCUUCUACCUCACUGUCGGCGCCAGCACCAUCGAGGGGGGCGGGGUAGUGCUUGGGGCGGUGUCAGCGCUUAAGAGCAACGCGGCGCUCACAGCUGCUGCCACCAACGCCAGCAUCACAGCGCCACUGUCGGCCACAGCCCAUGCUGCAGCAGUGCAGCCGUGGGCCACUGCAGCACCCGUGGUGGCCGCCUUCUCAGCGGCGGGCCCGCUGGUGUGGCCGUGGUACCGCGCGCGGCCGCCCUUUCCCACCAACGCCAUCCUCAAGCCCGACCUCAUCGCGCCGGGCGUCAACCUCUGGUCCGCCGCGCCCGCCACUGCCAUGGGUGACAGCGGGGGACUGGUGAACCGCACGGGCACGUACAUGGCGGCGCCGCUCAUGGCAGGCAUCGCUGCGCUGGUGGUGCAGCUGCGGCCCACGUGGUCGGCGGCGCAGGUGAUGUCGGCGCUCAUGACCACGGCGCGCACCGCCAACACACAAGGCCGGCCCAUCCGCACACAGGCGGGCAAGGCAGCCACGCCGUGGCAGAUGGGCAGCGGGGUGGUGAACCCGGCGGGCGUGCUGGACCCUGGGCUGACGUACGACGCGGGCGAGCAGCACUACCGCAACUUCCUCGCUGGCCAGAGCUGGCACCGCACCCGCAAGCGCUUCCCCACCGCCCCUCUGAGGCGCCUGGCCCCGCGCAACCUGAACCGGCCGUCGAUUGCGCUGGGGCGCGCCAAGGGUGAGACGGUGGUCCGGCGCACGGUGACAAGCGUGGCGGGCGCGGCGUCCACGUACACGGCGGAGGUGGUGAGCCCACACGGCGUGGUGGUGACGGUGCAGCCCACGCGGUUCACCAUCCGGCCGGGGGAGAGCGUGACGAUCGCAGUGGCGCUGCGCGUGACCACCAAGGCCAUGCGAUUCUACUUCGGCAGCCUCACGUGGACGGACGAGCUGGGCCACGUGGUGCGAUCGCCCAUAGUGGUGCAGCCGCUGCGAGUGCUCAACUGGUGCAUUGGGUGCACCAAGGCUGGGGUUAUCCGUUGGCCUGGACCUCCUUAGGGUACUAUGUGUUUGGAUGUGUUCCUAUAGCGUGUCAACCACACGUAUUAGACCACUAGACACGAGGAGGAAGUAUAGGUAGCAGGGCCUCAGAUUGGUUUUGAGGUACCCUGAUUGCUCAGGGUCCCCCCCCCAUGUUUAGCCUGAUUUUUCAGGGCUCCCCCAAAAAAAAACGCUGAGUAGUGAUCAGGGUUACUUCAGAAUAUCACUGUUUUUACGGAAUUGGGGGAUGGGCAGAACGGAACUCGGGGAGGGCAGGGACCGGGCAGAGUGGGGGGGGUGAUGAGGGAGGGAGGAUUCCCGCGGGAACCGAGGCCGUCAAAUUUUGCGACAAAAUUCUGCAGGAAGCCUCGGCCAACCAAAUUUCGCCGAUCGGUCCCAGGUUGCAGCUGUUGUGACAAAAUCGUACUUCAGCAUUCCUUUAAGUAGUUCCUGUUGUGAUAAUUGAAGU
Molecule: messenger RNA, 5210 nt
Organism: Closterium sp. NIES-67
Lineage: Eukaryota; Viridiplantae; Streptophyta; Zygnematophyceae; Desmidiales; Closteriaceae
Source: the annotation of a GenBank genome assembly